Messenger RNA from Neogale vison (American mink), 6554 nucleotides. RefSeq names its product OTU deubiquitinase 7B (gene OTUD7B). Gene Ontology annotation, cellular component: cytoplasm; nucleus. The record is from RefSeq and is a predicted model, not a curated record. The transcript is spliced from 12 exons. Gene Ontology annotation, molecular function: K63-linked polyubiquitin modification-dependent protein binding; DNA binding; cysteine-type deubiquitinase activity. The coding region runs from base 337 to 2865 and encodes 842 amino acids. Gene Ontology annotation, biological process: protein K48-linked deubiquitination; protein deubiquitination involved in ubiquitin-dependent protein catabolic process; protein K11-linked deubiquitination. Lineage: Eukaryota; Metazoa; Chordata; Mammalia; Carnivora; Mustelidae.
CUGAACCAGCCGCCGGAGUCGGAGUGGCGACGGGGUGUGGAGCAGGCAAAAAACCACUGGGGGAGGCCAGUCCUGAUCAGUGCCGUCUGGCUCCAGCUCCUGAUCCUGUGCGGAGCAACAGCCGCGGUCGCAGUCUCCGCCACCGCCUCCGCCUCCAUCGUCGUCGGGGGAGGGGCCAGCCGGACCCCGGGGUCACAGCCGAGGAAUGAGGAGAGGCGGCCGGGCCCCGCGCUCCGCCCCGGCCUAGGGCCUUGCCCCGGGAGUCGCGAGGGUGGAGGGCUGAAUUUUGAUCUAUGUCCACCCUACCUCAGCUGCCUGAAAGUACUUAAUGAUCACAUGACCCUGGACAUGGAUGCUGUCUUGUCAGAUUUUGUCCGUUCCACAGGCGCAGAGCCUGGGCUGGCCCGAGAUCUCCUGGAAGGAAAGAAUUGGGACAUGAGUGCUGCCCUCAGUGAUUUUGAACAGCUACGUCAAGUCCAUGCUGGGAACCUGCCCCCACCCUUUAGUGAAGGGAGUGGUGGUUCCAGGACCCCUGAGAAAGGGUUUUCGGAUAGAGAGUCUGCCCGCCCUCCCCGACCCACCCUGCAGCGGCAGGAUGACAUCGUUCAAGAAAAACGCCUGUCUAGGGGCAUCUCCCACGCCAGCUCCAGCAUUGUUUCCCUGGCCCGGUCCCAUGUCUCCUCCAAUGGUGGGGGUGGGGGGAGCAGUGAGCACCCCCUGGAAAUGCCCAUCUGUGCCUUCCAGCUUCCAGAUCUCACUGUGUACAAUGAAGACUUCCGCAGCUUCAUAGAGAGAGACCUUAUUGAACAGUCCAUGCUGGUUGCCUUGGAACAGGCAGGGCGUUUGAACUGGUGGGUGAGUGUCGAGCCUACCUGCCAGAGGCUGCUUCCUUUGGCAACUACUGGGGAUGGAAACUGCCUCCUGCAUGCAGCCUCUCUGGGCAUGUGGGGUUUCCACGAUAGGGACCUGAUGCUGCGGAAAGCUUUGUAUGCACUGAUGGAGAAGGGAGCUGAGAAGGAGGCAUUAAAACGGCGCUGGAGGUGGCAGCAGACACAGCAGAACAAAGAGUCAGGGCUGGUGUACACAGAGGACGAAUGGCAGAAGGAAUGGAAUGAGCUGAUCAAGCUUGCCUCAAGUGAACCCCGCAUGCAUCUAGGUACCAAUGGAGCCAACUGUGGUGGGGUGGAGAGUUCAGAGGAGCCUGUAUAUGAGAGCCUAGAAGAAUUCCACGUCUUUGUCCUUGCCCAUGUGCUUAGGAGGCCCAUAGUCGUCGUGGCUGACACCAUGCUGAGGGACUCUGGAGGGGAAGCAUUCGCUCCUAUUCCCUUUGGGGGAAUCUAUCUGCCCUUGGAGGUCCCAGCGAGCCAGUGUCACCGCUCCCCUCUGGUGCUCGCCUAUGAUCAGGCCCACUUCUCUGCACUUGUGUCCAUGGAACAGAAGGAGAACGCCAAGGACCAAGCUGUGAUCCCACUUACAGAUUCAGAGCAUAAGCUGCUGCCCUUGCACUUUGCUGUGGACCCUGGAAGGGGCUGGGAGUGGGGCAAAGAUGACAAUGACAACGUCCGAUUGGCCAGUGUAAUCCUGUCCCUAGAGGUCAAAUUGCAUCUGCUACAUGGCUACAUGAAUGUGAAGUGGAUCCCAGUUUCCUCUGAUGCACAGGCUCCCCUGGCACAACCUGAGUCCCCCACAGCCUCAGCUGGAGAUGAACCCCGGUCCACUCCUGAGUCUGGGGACUCAGACAAGGAGUCAGUUGGCAGCAGUUCUACGAGCAAUGAGAGCAGCAAGCGGAAAGAGAAGUCAAAGCGAGGUCGGGAGAAAGACAAGAAGAGAGCCGAUUCUGUGGCCAACAAACUGGGCAGCUUCGGCAAAACCUUGGGCAGCAAGCUCAAGAAGAACAUGGGAGGCCUGAUGCACAGCAAGGGCUCUAAGCUGGGAGGGGUGGGGACGGGGUCAGGGGUUAGCAGCGGCACCGAGACACUGGAGAAGAAGAAGAAGAACUCGCUGAAGAGCUGGAAGGGUGGCAAGGAGGAGGCAGUGGGGGAUGGGGCCGUGUCUGAGAAGCCCACGUCUGAGUCUGUGGGUAAUGGAGGGAGCAAGUAUAGCCAGGAGGUGAUGCAGAGCUUGAGCAUUAUGAGGAUUGCGAUGCAAGGGGAGGGGAAGUUUAUUUUUGUUGGCACCCUGAAGAUGGGUCACCGUCAUCAGUACCAGGAGGAGAUGAUCCAGCGCUACCUUUCUGAUGCUGAGGAGAGAUUCCUGGCAGAGCAGAAGCAGAAGGAAGUGGAGAGGAAGAUCCUGAAUGGGGGGUCAGGGAGUGGGCCUCCUCCAGCCAAGAAGCCAGAGCCAGAUGGCGGAGAGGAGUUGCUGCCUGCACCCCCAGCAGAAUCCAAGCCAGUGGCGUUCUCUGCUGGCUAUCCUGGGGGCUUUACGAUCCCUCGCCCUGCUGGGGCUGGAGUCCACUGCCAGGAACCCCGGAGGCAGCUGGCAGGAGGUCCUUGUGGGGGGGGCCUACCACCCUAUGCCACCUUCCCCAGACAGUGCCCUCCAGGGCGACCCUACCCCCAUCAGGACUGCAUCCCGUCUCUGGAGCCAGGCAGCCACUCCAAGGACGGGCACAGGGGUGCACUGCUACCACCCUCCUUCCGCGUGGCUGAUUCCUAUAGCAACGGCUACAGAGAGCCCCCUGAGCCAGAUGGAUGGGCUGGAGGUCCUCGGGGGCUUCCUCCAACCCAGACCAAAUGCAAACAACCGAACUGCAGCUUCUAUGGACACCCGGAGACAAACAACUUCUGCUCCUGCUGUUACAGGGAAGAACUGCGGAGGAGGGAGCGUGAACCGGGUGGGGAGCUGCUGGUGCACAGGUUCUGAGGGGGGGCCCUGGAGGGCAAGGGGGGCUAAACAAAGAGAGUUAAGCUCAAAGAAUUAGCUCAUCAAGACCCAGCCCCCAUGCGGAUGGGGCAAAUGCAGUGAUGGUGGGAGCCUGGCUGGAAACUUUUGAAGUGUGUGCGCGCUGGAGAGCUGCCAGGCUGGGCAGAGCAGGUCAGGGCUGGACGGUGCCUGGAGGGCCGUGCUCGUCCUUCGUCAGUCCUGCUGGGACUGAGGAGGUACAAGGGGAAAAGGCAAUGCUUCUGUCUCAUAACUGCUUGGGUACACCCCAAGACCAAGGGAAACGAGGGGAAGAUUUAGUGUGUGGGGGUGGGGAGGCAGGCAGACGUCCAGGGCAGGAACAGGCAAAGGAGGUUCUCAGUCAAUAAAAGAGAAAACAGACCAAAGUUCUUGUAGGUUGGAAAAAAGCACAUGACUGUGGAGUUGGGAGUGUGGAGGGAAACUGGGGAAUUGGAUUUGCUAUUGAAUUGAAUUAAGGUAAAAAUUAGGGUUGGAUCAGUUCUUCCUCCUGAAGGAUCUGGAAAGACAAGGCAGUAAUGUGUGCUCACGGGUGCGUAUUAGGAGGGGGGUUAGUUUACAUCCAUUUAUUGAGAUGGGAAAGGGAAGAAUUUAAAAGGGGAAUCCUUUUCCUCUCAAGUUUUAUUUCCUUCUAAACAGCCAUCUGUCAUCUGUUCUAGUUUGAGAGGAGAUUGCUGAUUGCCCUGUAUCUUUUGCUCAUCCUUUUUGAGGGCUGAGCUCAGCUAAGUUAAGAUUGUGAUUUUUUUUUAAUGACUUUAAUUUUAUUAAAAAAAAAAGUUCCCUAAGGGAAGGGAAGAGUGAUGAGGAGAACAGCUGUGUGGGCUGAAUCUUCUCCAGGUGAGUGGGUGCACAGGGGAUCAUUUGUAACUACUUAGCAAUAACCACACACUGGGGUGUGAGUGCACUCUGGGAGGGCCAGGAGCAGGACAGACCUUUGGCCAGACUGUUUCAAACAAAACCAAAAACCUAAAUAGAGUACUACCAUCCUCUGCUGCUGUGUUUCUGUAGGAAGCAACUUAUUUUAACUUUUUUGGUUUUUUUUUUCUUUUAAAGGAGAAGAAACAGAACCCCAGUGAGCAAAAACAUUUUAAAAAAUGAUUUUUUUUCCUUCCUAUUUAAGUGAUUCUUUCUCCUUCCUAUCUACUUUUGGAGAAUGUACUUAACAUCCCGGCUUCUUUUGUUAAGCCAUAGCUGACCUUAAUCUGUGGUUAGUUUAUUAAAAUAAGACAAAAAAUACUUUGUAAGAAGACAUAUUUUUGAUAAUAGGAUUGAUGUUGAAACACAGGGGCAGUUUAUAAAAAGGUAGAGAAAUAUAUUUUAGUGAACUGUAACCACAGAUCACAGAUUACUCCCAAUGAGCUGAUCUGUCUUUGGGUUUCCCCCUUUCCCUGACUCAGCCCUUUUCCCCAGAGGGUGGGAAUGGGCUUAUGGACACAGAAUUGGGGAGCGCCUUUGCAUUUUGCACAAAGCACAAGUCUGGACAGCCUUCACUCUGUCCAGCACCACUUCUAAGAGCUUUAAACUGGAGGACCUAUCCUGGGCCAAUUUUCCUUUUUCUUUCUUUCCUUUUUCCCCCCCUAGGGGGGGAAAAAUCAACUAUGCAAUUGUAUACACUCCUGGGUAACUAUGAAGAAGGGGAAUAAGUGUACUUAAGUGUUCAGAGUGUUAAUUGGGGCUGUUUUCCUGUAUGUGGAUUUCUCUUUUGAGGUAUGUACUCCUAACCCAUCUCAUGGAAUGUCAUCCCCACAUUUGCUCUAAACUGGAUGUGGGCUGGUUGUGUGUGUGUGUGUGUGUGUGUGUGUGUGUGUGUGUUGGGGACAUUUGUAAUUGCCAUAUGUUGCUUCUGCCCAAUCAGGAAAGUUGUCAUCCCAUUUCCCCCUUGGUAACAAAUCCUGUCAAGACUAUCCUCUUCAUUGGAACUGCUCAGAGUUUAGAACGGUUCCUCUCUCCUCAGCAGACUCGAAAGUCACUCAUUUUUCAAAUCUGAUAGUCUGUUGACUUAAUGAUUUCCUAUGGCUAUUAAUUCUUGGGCUUUUAUUUGAAAAUAGAAUGGUUUUCAGGAAGCACUGAGGUUAAAGGAAAUCAGUUCCAAAGGAGGGGGAUGUACAUAUUUCUGGACAGGGCUGGGACUAGUCCAAGAUGAGCACUUCUCUCAGGUACAGAACUUUAAGGGGUACUGAAAUCUCAGUGAUUAAGAUAAAUACUGUUUUAAUGCAGUAUUUAAAAUACAAUGCAAAAAAAAACCUGCAUGAUGAAUAAAAUAUCAAAAUCUUAAGACUCAAAUGGGAUUGAGACUAGGGUAGGGGAAAUAAGCUGAACUGAGCAAGUAUGGGGUUGAAUCCUGUCCUUACAAUUUUGAUAGCUAGUUCACUGUGGAUGUUUUACAUUGGUUUUGAUGUUCAAAAAAUAACUGUGUUAAAAUGGUAUAUUGGUUAUUGAGUUUUGGGGCACCACUUAAAUUUUGUGCCCGAAGUGAGUGCCUUCUCACCUCACUCUGGGGCUAGAACAACACUGGUGAGACCAUCCAUCACCUCUGAGCCUCCAUCCCCAUCCCCUACGUGCACCCAAACAACAGGUGGCCCCAGCUCGCACCUGGCACAGCUCACCGAGCUUUCCCAUCGGCGCCUGUCUGCUGCACAGGAUUCUGGCCUGGACCAAGAGGAAUGGGAACAAACCAGGGGUUUUCCCAGAGAGUAAAACCAGGAAAGUUCUAAUUCUCCUUUGGACUGCUGUGUUUGGAUUUGAUUUGUUACUAGAUUCUAGUUAAUAGUUUUGUUUUUAAAAACUGAGGACAAAUGAACAAAAACAGAAACCAUGUGUCAUGUUUGUUUUUGUUUCGAUUUCUAAACUAACCAAUCCCAGUUUAUUUGACCUCUUUUCAAAUAAAAGAAAUUCUGGGGGGUUGUCUAGGGGUGAAUAUGAUAGAAUAGGGCUUUAUUUAGGCCCUAUGGCUUUUUAUUCAGAAUGAAAUUAUUUUUGUUUAAUUUGGGAAGGUAACUAUAUAUUGAAGCAUUAGAAAAAAAAAAAAUUCUCCGUUCUAAGGAUGAGGGGCCCUGAGUCAAUGGAUGUUUUUCUGUAGGGAUGAGUAAAGACUGUUUUGCUUUAUUCUUUGAGGGGUUGUGUGGGAUGGAGGGUGAAGAAAUAAUGCCUGGGAAAUGAAAACAGACUCUGGUUGGUUUGUGGUAUUUUGGGAAGAUGAGGGGGUGGGAGAGGCAAGCCCGUGCAAUUACUGUGCUGGGGAGAGGGAAGGAGAGGGGGACAUGAUGUGCACCCAGAAUGAGCAAGAAUUCCUUGGUUAAGGAGGGGUAUUUGGGUGAAGGGGAAGGCAGAUCCUGUAAUCCUGGCUGAGGGAUGGGAUCUCUUGGUCUUAAAUAAGUGCACUUAGUUCCUUUAAUCCAGGGCAUUGGGCUACCUACUGAGGUUUUUAUUGGAGAGGGGAAAUAUUUGGGGUUCUUAUUUUUCCCCUUUUAAGACAGUGCUGUCCUUCCACCCUACAUUCUCCACCCCCGCCCUGAUGGAGCAGAUAUUCUAUAGGAUAGGUCUCCAGAUUCCUACCUUAAUCUGUGCUCGUUUUAUUGGGAGUUACAAGGUCUAAUAAAAAGUUUUUCCCCCAUACUGGAUUCUAUCUACAAAAUAAAAAGAUUAUAUCAAAA